Molecule: messenger RNA, 1390 nt
Organism: Micropterus salmoides (largemouth bass)
Lineage: Eukaryota; Metazoa; Chordata; Actinopteri; Centrarchiformes; Centrarchidae
Exons: 6
Coding region: 91-693 (200 amino acids)
Source: RefSeq, a predicted model, not a curated record
UCUGCUAGUCCUCACAGUGGGCCUCCUGCAGGAGUACAGUUGUCCUGUUCUUGCUUUGGUAUCCAGGUGGCUGUCAUUUCACUUCUAACCAUGUCUGUUCAGUUUUGUUUAGCUUUGCUGGCUCUCCUCUCUCUGACUGCGGCAUCUAAUCCAGACUGUGAGGAGCUGCUUAAACCUCUGGAGGAUCGAAGCAGGAUUUCUGGAAAAUGGAUAUUCUAUGCUGGAACAUCAGACAACAAAGAACUCCUGAAGCAACUUAACACGAUCAACAGCUCCUGGAUUGAACUCUCACCUAUACCUGACAGUGAUGAUAUGACCCUUCGAUGGGGAGACAAAAUGGAUGGAAAAUGUCAUCAUGGAGGCGUUAAUUCCACCUUCUCAGGAAACUCCUCCAAGGUGACAUUUUACUUUAACUCCUCCAAUCAUGAGCAUGUUGGGAAGCACCUGGUGACCUGCCCUGACUGCAUCCUCUGGACAGACACCUCAGUGAUGGAGGGCAACGGGGAAACCAGAAAAGGCAGAAACCUCUAUCUUUUCACAAAGUCUGGGAAAUUGGAUGCCGCUCAUUUGGAAGUUUUCAAGAAACAGGCAGCAUGCCUCAACUUCCCACCAGAAUUCCACUUUGGAGAAUCCACAGACCUGUGCCCCGAUGAGAAGGAAGCUGCCACAGAUGUAAAGGAGGAAGAACAAUAGAGAAAGCGCAUUUUGAAGCGACUGUUGUCCACUACACCUCAAAUCUGUCCCGAGACCUGAAGUUACUCCAUGAGUCAAAUUGCUGUAUUAAAGACCAGAAUAGACUGAUUUCACAUUUAUGAUCAGAUUUACAAAUCAUGAUGAAUACCACUUAGAUGUCUUUUUCUUUUAUGCAUAUAAAGCUUAACAAAAUGAAACACUAUAUAUUUGCACACUUGUAUUUUUCAUAAAUGCAAUCUACAUAGUGAGAGUUUUUAUGAUUCAAAGCAGCUGUUAUGGACUGUGACUAAAAUGUGUGGUAAGGGAGCAAAAGAUGGAAAUAAUAAGCAGAGCUGGGGGCUGGUUGACUGUUUCGUUCAUGCAUACUCUUCCUCUGCCUCAACACUAGUCUACACUAUGUUGCCUACUUGUCAGAGGAUCCCUUGAGGGAUGGAGAGCAACAUUUUUACACGGCUGUGAGAAACUUGUGCUGGAGUGCAGCCCUUCCAAAAGGCAUCAUGCACUGUGUGGUGAUUUCCCUGAGAGAAGACAAAGUCGUGGGCUUUUUACCUAUUUGCAUAUUCCUCUCGCUCAGUUUCACCAGGCUGACUUUUAACCAUCACGUAACCAAAAACAUUUACUGCUAAAUGAAACUGUAACAUUUCUCCCCGGUUCAAUACAGCUUGAGGAUCUCCAAAUUUAUUAAAAGUAAAACAUA